Calliphora vicina (urban bluebottle blowfly) is the source of this 874-nucleotide messenger RNA. RefSeq lists its product as uncharacterized. Gene Ontology annotation, molecular function: odorant binding. The coding region runs from base 35 to 805 and encodes 256 amino acids. The transcript has 3 exons. NCBI's taxonomy places the organism in Eukaryota, Metazoa, Arthropoda, Insecta, Diptera, Calliphoridae. The record is from RefSeq and is a predicted model, not a curated record.
UAUUUAGAACGUUAAGUGUGAACACAUUAGAAAAAUGUUAAAGUUUUUGCUAGUUUUGUUGGUAGCAGUGGUGGCGGCCAAGGCCUAUGAUUUUUCGGAUUCAGAUUAUAAUCAAUAUUUAUUUGAUGAAUUUGAGUUUUUGAAUGAAGAUGUUGCUUUAACCCGCCAGAGACGUGAUGCUGAAGCUGCUCCCGCUGACAAGAAAGAAUGCGGUGGCAAAUGGAAGAAAGAGUUUGCCUGCUGCACUGGUGAUAAACUCGAUCUUGAGCAUGUCAAACAAAUGAAAGAGGUCAAGAAACAGUGUGCAAUGAAAUUGAGAGCCAAUAAUUCCGAUGUUGAAAACUUUGAUCCCUUUGAUUGUGAAAAAAUGGGCAGAAUCAAGCAGCUGAUCAUCUGUGAAGGUGAAUGUUUCGCCAGAGCCAUUAAUGUCCUGGAUGAAAGUGGUAAAUUGAAUCGUGAAGCCAUUGUCAAGCGUUUCGCUGAACAUAUGGUGGGUGAUAGUGAUUGGAAAAAGGCCGCCUAUGAGGGUUACGUUGACAAGUGUCUGGCUCAAGUAGAGGCCAAGCAACAACAAGACGGCGAACAACAAUGCAGCAGUGCUCCCAUGGAAUUCCAUCAUUGUAUCUGGGGUGAAUUUGUUAAUGGUUGUCCAGCUGAUUUGCGUAUUGAUUCUCACAAGUGCAACAAGAUGCGAGAGCGUCAUAGCCAGGGAACUGCAUUUUUCUUGAAUAAACAUUUGUUGCAUGGCUUCUUGCAUCGUGGUCAUGAACACCGUGGUCAAAGUGAGGAACAAAAGGAAAAUUAAGAAAUUCACUAAAUGAAAAUGUUUAAAUUAUCCUUGAAAAAAAUUGAAUUGCUAAAUAAAAAAAUCGUU